AUGAGUGAGGAAAGAACAGCAUAUGCAGAGCUGACAUUAUCCCUUAAAAGUAAGAAGGACAAAAACCAGCCAAUUAAGGAAAAGAGAGAUUGUCCAUGGCUCGUGACUGCUAUCAUCCUGGGAACAGUAUGUCUUUGUCUUCUGAUGUCAAAUGUAGUCUUGGGAUAUCUGUUUUUUCAGUGCACUUCUAACUUCAAAAUUCAACAUGGGAAGGAUGCAAAUGAAAGUACUAUCUCCUCAAUGGAAGUAGCAGUCUCAGAAUAAUGAUUGCUUUUAUUUUCAUAAAAAGGCUAUUACCCAUGUCAAGGAAGAUGGUCAUGUUGUGGAGAAAAUUGUUACUACUUUUCAGAGGAAGAAAAGACAUGGGAUGAGAGUGAGACAUCCUGCAGAUACCUGGGUUCUCACCUGGCUAAGAUUGACAACAAAGAGGAACAGAACUUUAUUCAGUCACAAUUGAAAUACAGCUAUUGGGUUGGAUUACGUAAAGUUGGAAGUCAAUUUCAGUGGGUGCACCAGAAGGACACAAAACUUUCUUCAGAUGUGUAA
Peromyscus maniculatus bairdii (prairie deer mouse) is the source of this 546-nucleotide messenger RNA. The record is from RefSeq and is a predicted model, not a curated record. Lineage: Eukaryota; Metazoa; Chordata; Mammalia; Rodentia; Cricetidae.